Talaromyces proteolyticus is the source of this 348-nucleotide messenger RNA. RefSeq lists its product as uncharacterized. Lineage: Eukaryota; Fungi; Ascomycota; Eurotiomycetes; Eurotiales; Trichocomaceae. The coding region runs from base 1 to 348 and encodes 115 amino acids. Gene Ontology annotation, molecular function: protein folding chaperone. The record is from RefSeq and is a predicted model, not a curated record. The transcript has 8 exons. Gene Ontology annotation, cellular component: endoplasmic reticulum membrane. Gene Ontology annotation, biological process: protein insertion into ER membrane.
AUGACGUCCAAGAAGGAUAUGCGACGAGCGGAUCUCGUGAUUCCCUACGUCGAUCCCCCGAAAGAGAAGAGUGAAACAGAUAUGGGAGGUGCCAUGUCGACGACGCUUCCAAUGGCGGCUAUGUUUACGCGGAACCGACUUAUUGGAUGGGUCUCCGUUGUCAUUUCCGUCCAGAAUUGGCUCGCAGAAAGCCCCGAACAGGCCAAGAAUGCUGCAACACCAUCUUAUAUGAAUGUCUUUAUGUCACUGAUGGCAAUGGGUGUCACAUAUAUGCCACUCUUUUUCCCCCCGCCCCCCGGCCGCGGCAGCACCACGGCAGCUGCCCCGUCUCCAUCUCCGUCUCCAUGA